AUGCCCAAUCUAAUAAUCUCGGAGUUCAAUAUAGUCUGCACAGUAUUGGGAGGGUUUGUCCUAGCAUUUGGGCUCGUCUCUUUCUUUGUCAAAGAGAGGUUGUAUCUUUCUGAGGCUCUAAUCGCUCUUCUUAUGGGGGUAGCUUUGGGUCCUUACGGUGCUCAUAUCAUACGCCCGCUCAGCUAUGCCAGAGAUAACUCAGAGGAAAAUCUAGAUUCUAUCAAUCUUGCAUUUUCCAGACUAGUACUCGGAGUUCAACUAGUUUUAGCUGGAGUUCAGCUACCAAAAAAGUACCUUAUCCAUGAAUGGAAAUCUCUAGGAAUUCUCCUAGGCCCGGUCAUGACCGUCAUGUGGCUCGUCAGCGGCACCAUAAUCUACGGACUCAUCCCGGGCCUGACAUAUGUUCAAUCGCUCGCCAUUGGAGCUUGUAUCACCCCCACGGAUCCCAUCCUAUCAAAUACCAUCGUUAAGGGUAAAUUCGCAGAUAAGCAUAUACCCGUCCCGCUCCAGCGCAUCAUUAUUGCCGAAUCAGGCGCCAAUGACGGACUAGGAUACCCUUUCCUUUUUCUCGCAUUAUAUAUCUAUAGAUACGCGUUCCUCUCUGAUAGGGUCGGACAUGGUGUGUCACUAUUCUUUACAGAGACGAUAUCAUAUACAAUCCUCUUGUCUGUAGUCUAUGGAGGCGUAGUAGGUUGGCUCGCAAAGGACCUUUUGCAUUUGGCCAGUGAAAGGAAGCUGGUCGACAGAGAGUCCUUCUUGGUGUUUGCGAUUGCUUUGGCCUUGUUUAUUGUGGGCACUUGUGGGAUGAUUGGAACGGAUGAUGUAUUAGCAUGCUUUAUUGCUGGUAAUGCUUUUACCUUGGAUGAUUGGUUUCGGCUGGAAACACUCGAUGAUAGUCUUCAGCCCACGAUUGACAUGCUACUAAACAUCACGAUAUUCCUAUGGUUUGGAGCAGUGGCGCCAUGGUCGGAGUUUGGGACUACAUCAGAAAUACCUAUCGGAAGGUUACUCGGGAUGGCGAUUUUGAUAUUGUUACUGCGACGUCCACCUAUCAUCUUGUUGCUUCACAAGUACAUCCCUCGGAUCAACAAUUUGAGGGAAGCAGCGUUUGCAGGGUACUUCGGGCCGAUUGGUGUCAGCGCAAUCUUUUAUCUUUACGUUACUAUCGAAUUUCUACGACAGACCGAAAAGCUUCCUUUGGAUGAAUCGCAAAUAAAGGGAGUACACACAAUGAUGACAGCAACAAAGCUGGUAGUAUGGUUUUCGGUGAUAGCAAGUGUGAUCGUUCAUGGAAUCACUGUACCGGUUAUUAAACUUGGGAAUGCGAUACCAUUGUCAAUAUCCCGCUCCGUGUCUCGGGUGACGGGUAACUUGUCUGGGUUGGGGGGCUUCGUGUCUCGCGGGUCUUCAGGAGGGCGGAGUAGUGUUUCGACUUUACCACUACCUGACCCAGUGCUUACUGAUCAAAGAGCUGAUGUUAGAGUUAUUUCUAUGCCAUCGCCUGUGGCGCAGGUUACUGGAGACAUCGAACGAGGGAAAACGUUGUCAUGGGACGAAAAUCUUGAGAGAGGGAGAGAAGAGAGAAUGGCAAUGGGGUUGUAG
This is a messenger RNA of Orbilia oligospora ATCC 24927, 1602 nucleotides long. RefSeq lists its product as uncharacterized. Gene Ontology annotation, molecular function: sodium:proton antiporter activity. Lineage: Eukaryota; Fungi; Ascomycota; Orbiliomycetes; Orbiliales; Orbiliaceae. The record is from RefSeq and is a predicted model, not a curated record. Gene Ontology annotation, cellular component: plasma membrane. The coding region runs from base 1 to 1602 and encodes 533 amino acids. Gene Ontology annotation, biological process: sodium ion export across plasma membrane; regulation of membrane potential; proton export across plasma membrane. The transcript has 4 exons.